Messenger RNA from Neospora caninum, 876 nucleotides. RefSeq names its product atp-dependent Clp protease proteolytic subunit,related. Gene Ontology annotation, molecular function: ATP-dependent peptidase activity; ATPase binding; serine-type endopeptidase activity. NCBI's taxonomy places the organism in Eukaryota, Apicomplexa, Conoidasida, Eucoccidiorida, Sarcocystidae. Gene Ontology annotation, biological process: protein quality control for misfolded or incompletely synthesized proteins. Bases 1 to 876 code for a protein of 291 amino acids. The record is from RefSeq and is a predicted model, not a curated record. The transcript is spliced from 3 exons. Gene Ontology annotation, cellular component: endopeptidase Clp complex.
AUGGCUGACACUGCGCAGAGACAGGAGGAAGAGGGAAGCGAACACGGAGCAGAACGGGAAGACGAGGCUCGCGGGCAAGGAGAGAGACGAGGAGCAGGCGAGGAGAUGGAAAACGAAAGCGAGGGGGAAGAACAGGGAGCGCGCGGAAGGCGAGAGAGAACGGACGUGUUUUGUCCGUCGUCUCGCCCUGAAGCGUCUGCUGCGCAUCUGCGCAAAAGAAGAAAUGCAAAGAGAACUUUUCUCUCUUCAGUCUUUCCAGAUUCCUUGGUCUCGCCCUCAAUCUCGUCUUGUGAAGAAUCACUCGUCCCUUCUCGUUCGAGUACGCGACACUGCGAAGAGAGAGAGAAGGAAAAGCUACUUCCGGUUGACAUUCUCAUCAAUUCCCCAGGCGGCUCCGUUACAGCAGCGCUGGGGAUUUUGGAUCUUUUCCAGUCGCUCCCGUUCGACGUCCACACAACAUGCGUCGGCCAAGCUGCAGGUGUCGCCGCGAUGCUCCUCGCUGCAGGGACGCCUGGCUGCCGUCGCGCCUUUCCUUCGUCUCGCCUUUCUCUUCGGCAAAUCGAAGGCCGGGUAGAAGGCCAGGCGGAAGCAAUCGACCGAGAGACGCUCGAGAUCGAAAACGUCCAGCGCAUGGUGUACAGACACCUCGCGGCCUUCUGCACUGGCCGCCAAGCUCGGCGAGACGAGAGAGAACAGGAGAGAGAACAAGAGAGAGAAAGGCAGAUCGAGAAGAGAGAGAAGGCAAUUCGAGAGGACUGCGAAAAAGAGUUGUUUCUUAGCGCCGGCGAGGCGGUGAAGUAUGGGCUCAUAGACCGAGUCAUUCCCGUCAAAUACAGACCUCCCUGGCACACAGUGGGGCGCCCAAAAGCCGAUUGA